AUGGAUUCCUCUUCCUCAUCUUCUUCAUUUUGUGUUCCACCGGUGUUAGAUGAUUCGUCUACGGGGAGUACUUUUGAGUUUUUUAAUCAAGUGUACGCCGAGCUUGAAGAUACCGGCACCUCUUCCGACACUCGUAGGUGGGCUGUGUUUGUUAAAGCUUAUCCUCAUCCAGUGGAACAAGAUGAAAAGAAAUUUAAAAGACUACAAGAGGCUGCAAGAAAGGAUGUUGAGCGAGCGUUUGGUGUUCUCAAGGGAAAAUGGAAAAUCUUGGACCGUCCCCUCCGGCUAUGGACAAAGAAGAAGAUCAAAAAAGUCGUCGCUGCUUGUACUAUACUACACAACAUGAUCAUCAAAGACAACGGACGGGCAAUAUCACCGAUUCAUAUUAUGGAUCCACCGGUGCCAAGAGUUUAUAACCCGGAAGCAAACCGGGAGAUAAUGGAUGAGAACGUGCAUCAUCGGCUCCGAUAUGAUCUCACGACGCAUGUAUCGGCUUUAGACUUAUCAUUCCUUGAGGAUCCAGCGAUGCAGCCACCAUCAGCUGCAAGUUUGAUUUAG
This is a messenger RNA of Erigeron canadensis, 558 nucleotides long. RefSeq lists its product as uncharacterized. Bases 1 to 558 code for a protein of 185 amino acids. The transcript has 2 exons. NCBI's taxonomy places the organism in Eukaryota, Viridiplantae, Streptophyta, Magnoliopsida, Asterales, Asteraceae. The record is from RefSeq and is a predicted model, not a curated record.